Messenger RNA from Fusarium graminearum PH-1, 670 nucleotides. RefSeq lists its product as uncharacterized. Lineage: Eukaryota; Fungi; Ascomycota; Sordariomycetes; Hypocreales; Nectriaceae. The transcript is spliced from 2 exons. The record is from RefSeq and is a predicted model, not a curated record. Bases 485 to 670 code for a protein of 61 amino acids.
CACUCUUCAUACAGUUUGCACUUUGCCGUUUAACUUCAACGUCCCCCUUUACUCUUUACGCUUAAACUGAGAUCUAUCAUUAUGUCUCAACAAACUCCCAAUGUCGACAACCUUGCCCAGCGGCCUGAAGAACUUCUUUUAACUCUGCCCCCCCCCCCCCACCCCCCCGGAAGUCAAGAUCAUGCCAGAUUAUUUUAGAACGAUGUCCGACAGAUCCUGACCGAGCCCAAGCGUCCACCUUCGUCACCUGUCAGUGCUGCCAGUCGAGCCGACAGUUCUGCAUCCGUUCUGCAAUCCUGCCAAAGUGUAGUCGACAAUGCACUCACGGCGCUUAUCGCAGUGCCUGAAGAGGGCGACAACAGCACCAGAAAGCUGAUACAACUAGGUCGCCAAUGGUGCCGCGAUCGACUCAAUACCUACCCCGGAGAGCAGAGCGAGAGCGCUACAGACUGCUGGAUCCACACAGACAAAACCAGUGGUCCCAAUGGAACAGGAUACAUCAGGGACAACAUCGCCUAUGCCUGGCGGCGAGCCUGGAGAGAAGAUUGGAGAACAGUUCAACAUUCAUCAAGUUGCCAUCGCCAGUACAUGCCAGAGGCAGUAUCUCGAGCUCUGCAGAAGAGAAAAGGACCACGAGGAGAACUCUUCGGUACACUGCUUAUGCCGGUGA